AUUUCUUGUUGGGCUCUGGAUUUCCCAGGCUCGCUAAGCCAGGCUCCACUCAUCCUGUCUGCUUUCUUGUCUAAAAUGUGUGGUGUUUCACGUCUGUGGCCGCCCUCUCCAGUUCCUGGCCCCUGUGGUGUGGCACCACACGCAGGGAUCACUUAGGGGGAUUUCGGAAGGGAGAAGGUCCAGGCCCCAACUGGAAAUACUGUUCUGCCUUUUGGAUAUCGCUUCUAAUCCGUGUCUCCCUUUCUCCCAAGGUGUCUCCGCCCUCGCCAGGGCUCCCAGCGCUGCUGAGGGUGACCAACAAAGGCCGGAGAGAUGGCCGGGGCCUCGGUGAAGGUGGCGGUGCGUGUCCGCCCCUUCAAUUCCAGGGAGAUGAGCCGAGACUCCAAGUGCAUCAUCCAGAUGUCUGGAAGCACCACCACCAUCAUUAACCCCAAACAGCCCAAGGAGACACCCAAAAGCUUCAGCUUCGACUAUUCCUACUGGUCACACACCUCGCCGGAGGACAUCAAGUACGCGUCACAGAAGCAGGUGUACCGGGACAUCGGCGAGGAGAUGCUGCAGCACGCCUUCGAGGGCUACAACGUGUGCAUCUUCGCCUACGGGCAGACCGGGGCCGGCAAGUCCUACACCAUGAUGGGCAAACAGGAGAAGGACCAGCAGGGCAUCAUCCCGCAGCUCUGUGAAGACCUGUUCUCCCGCAUCAACGACACGACCAAUGACAACAUGUCCUACUCCGUGGAGGUCAGCUACAUGGAGAUUUAUUGUGAACGCGUCCGUGACCUCCUGAAUCCCAAGAACAAGGGCAACCUGCGCGUGCGCGAGCACCCGCUGAUGGGGCCGUAUGUGGAGGACCUCUCCAAGCUGGCCGUCACCUCCUACAAUGACAUCCAGGACCUCAUGGACUCAGGGAACAAGGCCAGGACCGUGGCGGCCACAAACAUGAAUGAGACCAGCAGCCGCUCCCACGCUGUCUUCAACAUCAUCUUCACCCAGAAGCGCCACGACGCGGAGACCAACAUCACCACAGAGAAGGUGAGCAAAAUCAGCCUGGUGGACCUGGCGGGGAGUGAGCGGGCCGACUCCACGGGAGCCAAGGGCACGCGGCUCAAGGAGGGAGCCAACAUCAACAAGUCCUUGACCACGCUGGGGAAGGUCAUCUCUGCUCUGGCGGAAAUGGACUCUGGGCCCAACAAGAACAAGAAAAAGAAGAAGACCGAUUUCAUUCCCUACAGAGAUUCCGUGCUGACCUGGCUGCUCCGGGAAAACCUAGGCGGGAACUCCAGGACGGCGAUGGUGGCGGCCCUGAGCCCUGCAGACAUCAACUACGACGAGACUCUGAGCACGCUGAGGUACGCCGACCGGGCCAAACAGAUACGCUGUAACGCCGUCAUCAACGAGGACCCCAACAACAAGCUGAUCCGUGAGCUGAAGGACGAGGUGACCCGGCUGCGGGACCUGCUGUACGCCCAGGGCCUCGGGGACAUCACCGACAUGACCAACACCCUGGUGGGCAUGAGCCCCUCGUCCUCGCUCUCGGCCCUGUCCAGCCGCGCCGCCUCCGUGUCCAGCCUGCACGAGCGCAUGCUGUUCGCCCCAGGCAGCGAGGAGGCCAUCGAAAGGCUGAAGGAGACGGAGAAGAUCAUAGCCGAGCUCAACGAGACCUGGGAGGAGAAGCUGCGGCGGACGGAAGCCAUCCGGAUGGAGAGGGAAGCACUGCUGGCCGAGAUGGGCGUGGCCAUGAGGGAGGACGGCGGCACAUUGGGUGUGUUUUCUCCAAAAAAGACACCACAUCUCGUCAACCUGAACGAGGACCCGCUGAUGUCCGAGUGCCUCCUGUACUACAUCAAGGACGGGAUCACCAGGGUGGGCCGGGAGGAUGCGGAGAGGCGGCAGGACAUUGUCCUGAGUGGGCACUUCAUCAAGGAGGAGCACUGUGUCUUCCGGAGCGACUCCCGGGGCGGCAGCGAAGCCGUGGUGACCUUGGAACCCUGUGAGGGGGCAGACACAUAUGUCAAUGGCAAGAAAGUCACGGAGCCCAGCAUCCUGCGGUCAGGAAACCGCAUCAUCAUGGGGAAGAGCCACGUGUUCCGGUUCAACCACCCUGAGCAGGCACGGCAGGAGCGCGAGCGCACGCCCUGCGCAGAGACGCCCGCUGAGCCCGUGGACUGGGCCUUCGCGCAGCGCGAGCUGCUGGAGAAGCAGGGCAUCGACAUGAAGCAGGAGAUGGAGCAGAGGCUCCAGGAGCUGGAGGACCAGUACCGCCGUGAGCGAGAGGAGGCCACCUACCUGUUGGAGCAGCAGAGGCUGGACUACGAGAGCAAGCUGGAGGCCCUGCAGAAGCAGAUGGGCUCCAGGUGCUUCUCUGAAGCGAACGAGGAGGACGAGGAGCCGGAGGACGAGGUCCAGUGGACGGAGAGGGAGUGUGAGCUGGCGCUGUGGGCCUUCCGGAAGUGGAAGUGGUACCAGUUCACGUCUCUGCGGGACCUGCUGUGGGGCAACGCCAUCUUCCUCAAAGAGGCCAAUGCCAUCAGCGUGGAGCUCAAGAAGAAGGUCCAGUUCCAGUUUGUCCUCCUCACGGACACGCUGUACUCCCCACUGCCGCCGGACCUGCUGCCCCCAGAGGCUGCCAAAGAGCGGGAGACGCGCCCCUUCCCGCGCACCAUCGUGGCCGUGGAGGUCCAAGACCAGAAGAACGGGGCCACCCACUACUGGACGCUGGAGAAGCUCAGGCAGCGCCUGGACCUGAUGCGGGAGAUGUACGACCGGGCCGCGGAGGUGCCCUCCAGUGUCAUCGAGGACUGUGACAACGUGGUGACUGGCGGAGACCCCUUCUACGACCGCUUUCCCUGGUUCCGGCUGGUGGGCAGGGCCUUCGUGUACCUGAGCAACCUGCUGUACCCUGUGCCCCUGGUGCACCGUGUGGCCGUCGUCAGCGAGAAGGGAGAGGUGAAGGGCUUCCUCCGCGUGGCCGUCCAGGCCACUUCAGCUGAUGAAGAGGCCCCCGAUUACGGCUCUGGCGUCCGACAGUCAGGAACCGCCAAAAUCUCCUUUGAUGACCAGCAUUUCGAAAAGUUCCAGUCCGAGUCCUGCCCCGUGGUGGGGAUGUCCCGCUCCGGGACCUCGCAGGAGGAGCUGCGCAUCGUGGAAGGUCAGGGCCAGGGUGCGGAGGCAGGGCCCUCGGCCGAUGAGGUCAACAACAACACCUGCUUAGCCGUGCCUCCAGAAGGCCUCCUCCUAGACAGCCCUGAGAAAGCCGCCCUGGACGGGCCCCUGGACGCCGCCCUGGACCACCUGCGCUUGGGCAGCACCUUCACCUUCCGUGUGACAGUCCUGCAGGCGUCCAGCAUCUCUGCCGAAUACGCGGACAUCUUCUGCCAGUUCAACUUCAUCCAUCGCCACGACGAGGCCUUCUCCACGGAGCCCCUCAAGAACACGGGGAGGGGCCCCCCGCUGGGCUUCUACCACGUCCAGAACAUCGCAGUGGAGGUGACCAAGUCCUUCAUCGAGUACAUCAAGAGCCAGCCCAUCGUGUUUGAGGUCUUCGGCCAUUACCAGCAGCACCCGUUCCCCCCGCUCUGCAAGGACGUGCUCAGCCCCCUGAGGCCCUCACGCCGCCAUUUCCCGAGGGUCAUGCCGCUGUCCAAGCCAGUGCCUGCCACCAAGCUCAGCACCCUCUCGCGGCCCUGCCCGGGGCCCUGUCACUGCAAGUACGACGUGCUGGUCUACUUCGAGAUCUGUGAGCUGGAGGCCAACGGCGAUUACAUUCCCGCGGUGGUGGACCACCGCGGCGGGAUGCCGUGCAUGGGGACCUUCCUGCUCCACCAGGGUAUCCAGAGACGGAUAACCGUGACACUGCUGCACGAGACGGGCAGCCACAUCCGCUGGAAGGAAGUCCGAGAGCUUGUCGUGGGUCGGAUUCGAAACACACCAGAAACUGACGAGUCCCUGAUCGACCCCAACAUCUUGUCUCUCAACAUCCUCUCCUCCGGCUACAUCCACCCGGCCCAGGACGACCGGACCUUUUACCAGUUUGAGGCCGCGUGGGACAGCUCCAUGCACAACUCUCUGCUGCUGAACCGGGUCACCCCGUACCGAGAGAAAAUCUACAUGACCCUCUCGGCUUACAUUGAGAUGGAGAACUGCACCCAGCCAGCCGUCAUCACCAAGGACUUCUGCAUGGUCUUCUACUCUCGGGAUGCCAAGCUGCCCGCCUCGCGCUCCAUCCGCAACCUGUUUGGCAGCGGGAGCCUGCGGGCCUCGGAGAGCAACCGCGUGACAGGCGUGUACGAGCUCAGCCUGUGCCACGUGGCCGAUGCCGGCAGCCCAGGGAUGCAGCGGCGGCGGAGGCGCGUGCUCGAUACGUCCGUGGCCUACGUCCGCGGCGAGGAGAACCUGGCGGGCUGGAGGCCCCGGAGCGACAGCCUCAUCCUGGACCACCAGUGGGAGCUGGAGAAGCUGAGUCUCCUGCAGGAGGUGGAGAAGACCAGGCACUACCUGCUGCUGCGGGAGAAGCUGGAGACCACGCAGCGGCCCGGCCCCGAGGCGCCGUCCCCCGCCUGCAGCGAGGACUCCGGCUCCCACGGCCCGUCCGGCCCCUCGUCCCCACUCUCGGCCGAGGGCCGGCCGUCCCCCCUGGAGGCUCCCAACGAGAGACAGCGGGAGCUGGCCGUCAAGUGCUUACGCCUCCUCACGCACACGUUCAACCGAGAGUACGCCCGCAGCCACGUGUGCGUCAGCGCCAGUGAGAGCAAGCUCUCCGAGAUGUCUGUCACCCUGCUUCGGGACCCAUCCAUGUCCCCUCUGGGGGCAGCCACGCUCACACCCUCCUCCACCUGCCCCUCUCUGGUGGAGGGGCGGUACGGAGCAGCUGAUCUGAGGACCCCGCAGCCCUGCUCCCGGCCGGCCAGCCCAGAACCUGAGCCUGUGCCCGAGGCAGAUUCGAAGAAGCUUCCAUCCCCUGCUCGGGCCGUGGAGGCGGACAAAGAGCCCCCGCGCCUGCUGGUUCCUGACAUCCAGGAGAUCCGGGUCAGCCCCAUCGUCUCCAAGAAGGGCUACCUGCACUUCCUGGAGCCGCACACGGCCGGCUGGGCCAAGCGCUUCGUGGUGGUACGGCGGCCGUAUGCCUACAUGUACAACAGUGACAAGGACUCUGUGGAGAGGUUCGUGCUCAACCUGUCCACCGCCCAGGUGGAGUACAGCGAGGACCAGCAGGCCAUGCUCAAGACACCCAACACGUUUGCCGUGUGCACGGAGCACCGCGGCAUCCUGCUGCAGGCCAACAGCGACAAGGACAUGCACGACUGGCUGUACGCAUUCAACCCCCUCCUGGCCGGGACCAUACGGUCCAAGCUGUCCAGACGGCGGUCUGCCCAGAUGAGGGUCUGAGCCGGAGCCCCCCGCGCCCCCACGACAGCCAGCAGGCCAGCCCCGCCCCCAGUCCUCGUCACCAUCCGUCAUGUCACACGCGCCCAGCCUGCCCCCACCAGCCAGCCAGCCAGCCAGCCGGUCUCCUGUUGGGGACGCUGCGCGGGGCCCCACAGAGCGCCACCUCUGGCCCGGGUGCCUGCACCGCAAGACCUAUCCUGCCCCGAGCAGAGGCCACGUUCUGUCUUCUUUCGGAGCGGGCCCCGGGUGGGAGCGGCUGGGAGGUGCCAGAGAGGCCGGAGGGCACAAGUCAGGGGCGUCGCUGCCGUUCUGAUAUUUUUUUAAGCAUAGACAGACUUAUAAUUAAUAUACAUUAGUUUAGUGACACCGAAACAGGCCACUCAGAAAUUAACUAUAAGACUGUGUUCUAUUUAUAAGUAUUUAUUUCUAAUGCCUUCACAUAGACCCGUAGGAUUCGGAUGGACCCCGUCCCCUGCUUGUUCCCUCUCUCAUCCCCAAGCCUCGUAGGGAAGACCACGGUGAAGAGGCGUCUGCACAGGCCGGGGCACCACCUGGUUGGCACCACGGGGGCGCGUCCACCCAGGACCGAGCUCAGGCUCAUGGGGGAGGCCUUCCACCCGGGGUGCGUGUGUGUGUGUGUGUGUGUGUGAGCAUCAGGGGACCCGGCGCCCGAGGUCCAGGCCGCGAGGGGGGUGGCGUGCACCCUCCCAGCCGGAGGUAGAAUCUGCGUCUCACCCGGACAGCAGCCUCUGAGACGCGACCCCGCGGGCAGUGCCGGCAGCUUCUCCCCAGGAGCGUGCGGGCAUGAGGGGGACCAGGCAGAUGGGCCCCUGGGCUGUGGGGCUCUCCCGGCAGGGACAGCAGGGGUGGUGUGUCCAGGCCGGCAGGG
Panthera uncia (snow leopard) is the source of this 6274-nucleotide messenger RNA. RefSeq names its product kinesin family member 1A (gene KIF1A). Gene Ontology annotation, cellular component: adherens junction. Bases 313 to 5385 code for a protein of 1690 amino acids. The transcript has 46 exons. Lineage: Eukaryota; Metazoa; Chordata; Mammalia; Carnivora; Felidae. Gene Ontology annotation, molecular function: microtubule binding; cell adhesion molecule binding; ATP binding. The record is from RefSeq and is a predicted model, not a curated record. Gene Ontology annotation, biological process: microtubule-based movement; regulation of protein localization.